UCGGUCUAAUAUGUUUAAAUUAUCAGUAGUUAUGAUCAUUUUAAAUUAACAGAUCAAUUGGAAUAAAAAUUUUCAAAUAUAAUCAAAAUAUGGACAAGGAAACAUAUAAAAAAUAUAAACGAAGGAUUGCCGAAGCAGUAGCUGCAAUUGAUAAUAAACCUCCAAAGUUCAAAUUAGCUACUUAUUAUAAAACGACUAAUUUACAGUUAGAUGCAGUUAGAGUAAAAGAAAUAGACAAGGAAAAUAUGAAAUUACUGAGGAAGAUGAACAUAAUUACUCGAACAGGUGCAAAUGUUGAUUGUUGGGGAACAAAUAAGAUAGAAUACGCAUCAAAAUAUGAAAACCAAAAUUUAAUUAACAAGAAUAUCAUGAAAAAUAAUGAAAUUUUAUUAAAAAAUAUUCGCGAUGCCAGUACUCAUUAUCCUGUUGCGGAAUUAAUAAAAAGUUGGAAAAUUAUGCAAAUAAAAUCGUUGCACGGCAGAAGAAAUACACCAUUCCAUCGUAUCGUUUCCGGUUACUGGUGCCAAGGUGGGGAUAUUACAAAAUUUAACGGCAGCGGAGGAACAUCCAUUUAUGGAGAUUCAUUUGAAAAUGAGAAUUACAAUUUACGCCAUGCCGGGCUUGGAGUUUUGUCCAUGUGCAACGAUGAUAAUAAUAGAUGCGAUUCCAAAUUUAAUCUUACUUUUAGGCGUUUAGAAACAGUUGACAAUAAACACGUAGUCUUUGGAAAAGUUACUUCCGGUAUUUCAAAUAUUAGCAAGAUUGAAGAAUUUGGUACAAAAACAGGAAAACCAAUCAAAACAGUAAUUAUAUGUGAUUGCGGUGUUGUAUCAAAAAAAUAAGAACAUUUGUAAGAUUUAAUUGACCAAUCACUUAAAGUUUCAAUGAUAUAAUUUCACAAAG
Osmia bicornis bicornis is the source of this 903-nucleotide messenger RNA. RefSeq names its product peptidyl-prolyl cis-trans isomerase A-like. The record is from RefSeq and is a predicted model, not a curated record. Gene Ontology annotation, biological process: protein peptidyl-prolyl isomerization. Lineage: Eukaryota; Metazoa; Arthropoda; Insecta; Hymenoptera; Megachilidae. Gene Ontology annotation, molecular function: peptidyl-prolyl cis-trans isomerase activity. Bases 90 to 842 code for a protein of 250 amino acids. The transcript is spliced from 4 exons.